Molecule: messenger RNA, 2513 nt
Organism: Caenorhabditis angaria
Lineage: Eukaryota; Metazoa; Nematoda; Chromadorea; Rhabditida; Rhabditidae
Source: the annotation of a GenBank genome assembly
AUGGUGGAUUUUGACGAUGGAUGGGGAAAUGAAAUGGAUGAUAAACAAUAUGUGAUGGCUUAUGAAAAUUUGGAAUUCGAGGUUUUUCGAAAAAUUGAUCGAGUGCUGGAAAAGGCGAAUUUGGCCGAGUUUCGACCGAAAUAUAAACAUCAGAAACAGCGGAAAAAUAGUGGAAGAAAGAAUGUGAGCAGAUUUUGGGAGGGAUUCGAAGACAUUUGAAAAUUCAGACUUUUACUUGCGAAAAUACAGACUUACCAUGAAAGUUUGAAGAUUUAGAGCCGAUAUAAAAAUAAGAAUUCUGAAAAUCUUGUCUUUGAUCUCAAAAAUCGAAAGAAAUUUUUUAAAUAAUUUUAAAUUUUUUUCAUACGUGAACUUUCAAAACCCUAUAUUUAUCUCAUUUUUCGUCCCAAACCUUUGCAUUUUCGCCUAGAAAUCUAAAAAUGUUCAUUUACUUUACGAACACUUUUUCUAACUAUGUAUAAAAAAUUAAUUAAUUAAGAGGGAGUCAGGAUUUCAAUUUCCUUUUUCGUUUUUUCUUGGAAGUUUUCUAGUUGAUCAAAAAAUGAAAAAAAAACAGGAAAAAUAGUGCAAAAAUAGAAUUUUCACUUCGCAAACAACAUUCAAAAGUUCAAAUUUUAAAUAACAAUUGAAAUGUUCAUCUUGAAUCCUCAAAAAAAAAUACCAUUUUUAUAGGACGAUGAAGAUUGGCGUAAUGCUAUUUAUAACUUACCCGAACUUCAUAAUAACGAAUCAUCAGACGAAAAUGAGGAACAAAAAUUGUUUUUCAAACCUCCACUUCAAGUUCAGCGAAAUACAUUUGUCAAAAAUCAAUUAUUGGAUUUCAAGUGGGAAAAUCGCGUAGAUUUGUCGAAAAUUUGUAUAAUGGGAUGUGGAGAAAUGUCGCUUGAACGGUUUUUGAUUGAAAAUUUAGCGAGUUUUGGUGUGAAAAUGGUAUUGAGUGUGGAUUUGGAUGAGAAAUCAUUGUCGAUUGGACAACAACUUUUUGAGUAUGUUAUAUUCAGCCUGGGGAAAUAGACAGGCGCCUAAAUUCGAUAUUCAAUUUUUCCAGAACUCGGCUAGCAGAACAAUCAGCUGUUCUAAAAGAGCAACAUGGAUUUCCAAUAUUAAUUCGAAGUUUUGUCGGAAAUAUUUUAGACCUGGAUUAUCGAUUUUCAAAUGCCGAUUGUAUUAUAAGUCUAGAAGUGUGAGUUUUUUUUUAUUUCUUGAGAAAAAUUAAGCGAAAAAUCUCAACCAACAAAGACUUUGACUCAAAAUUAUACCCAAAGUAUUCCCAGAAAAUCUAUAAUUAAUUUCAGAAUAGAACACAUGCCUCUAGCCUCCGCCAAACAAUUCAUCGAUCAAGUUUUGCGUCAUCUCCGCCCUCGAAUUUUCAUAUUUUCCACACCAAACAAUGAUUAUAACGAAGUUUUUGGCGACGAACCUGGCACUUUUCGACACGAUGAUCAUUAUUUUGAAAUGAAAAUCGACGAAUUUGCAGAGUAUCAUCGAGAAUUAUCAGAAGAAUUUCGAGAUUCUUAUGAAAUUCAAGGACCUCUUUAUAUUGGACAAAUAUUUUCGCGUGAAAAUGAGAAGAAAUUUGAGAAUUUGAAAGGGGCUACACAAGCUAUGGUUUGUAAAUUGAAGACGGAUUUGAUGGGAGAUGUUGAGCCCGGGAAUUUGGUUUAUCAAAGUGUGAGUUUUCUUCAAAUUUGCCAGCUGGAUUUUUUGAAACUGAAAUUUUCGAAUAUUAAUUUGCGCUUCAAAUAAACCUCAUAAGUUCUAACAAAAAAAUAAUAAAGACGAAAGUGUAUGUACUUAUAAAAUAACAAAAAAUCAAACCCUUUCUUUCAAAAUCUUGAGAAACUUCAAACAUCAAAAAUGUGACAAGUUUUGAUCGAAAACUCAAAACAAAGAAUAAUUUUUGAUUAAAAAAAAGUCCCAAAAUGUCGUAAAAUUCAAAAUUUUGUCCGGAAAUUCGCGAGGUUUCUGUGAGAAAAUCGCAUCAUUACAAAAUACAUUUGCAGAUCUAUUUAAAAUUCGGAAUUAUAUCAGACUUCAAAUGUAGAUUCUCAAAACUCUCCUUAAUCCUCUAAUUUCUCUAUUUUCUCAUAUUUCAGACCCAUCAAACAAUGGUUCCAAUCGGUAUGAAACCCGUAAUUUAUCGACUAAUCAAAAAAGCAUUUUUCGAAUUUCUCGAACAUUUUUCGUUUUGUCCAAUGGCUUUGUCAAAUGUUAAUGGAUUUUCGUAUUGGCGGAUUGAUAUUAAAAAUAUUUUGCAUCGAAUUCGAGCACCGGUUUCGUUUUUGACAAGUAUUAGUGAGAUUGAAGCCUUGUGAGUGGUUUUUUUUGGGCCUCUGUUUUUCAAAAGGUUUUCUGAAAUUCUCAUUUUCAGACAAAUCUGCCAAAAUCUAUCCCAUCACAAAAUUUCGAUUGAUAUCAAAGAAAACGAACAUCACUCGAUUAUUAUUCCAGAUUUCAUGAAAAAGGAAGAACUUCUGGAAAUGUUGAGUUAG